GAAAUCCCCGCGGAACUUUCUCCAUUCGGCAUGGGAAAACUAUCUUUUGCCCCACGAUCCUUUGCUAUCGCUCCAGAGCGGCAAAGAAGCCGAGCGCAACGAUGACAGACUCCCCGGCCUCUCCCGGCCACUACAAACCCUCUCAGGACAUCGAGCCGCACAAAACCCGAGAUGAUGUGGAACGGCCGCAGGCCGAUCCCAAUGCCAUUCCUACCAAACAGCCAAGUGCCAACCUUACCGAACAGCCGGAUGCUGCCGGCACCGUGCUAGAAUCUAUUUCCGCCAGACUGAAGGCGAAGGAUGACGAGCUGAAAGUGAAGAACGAUAAGCCGAAGCCGGAGAACGAGGGAAAGGUAGAGGGCGACGAGCAGGAGACGACACACAAGAAGCUAGAAGCGGUGGAAGACGAGCUGAAGGCGACGCACAAGAAGCUAGAAGCGAAGGAAGACGAGCUGAAGGCGGCGCUCAAGAAGCUAGAAGCAAAGGACGACGAGCUGAAGGCGACGCGCGACCACGUUUUCCGGCUGCAGCCGCUACGCGCGGACCUGACCGAGGAUGAGGCCAUCGGCUCAUAUACCAGGUUGCACCAAGCCGUCGUGUACCUCGUCCGCAGCCGUUUGAAGCCUGUUCUGGAAGCACUCAAGGGCGGCCGCCUUCUUAGCUGUCGCCCCGUACCCGACCAGGCUGAGGCGUUUAAGGAUCUAAUUAAGGACGCCGCGAAAAAACACCUUCAGCUCGCCGGAGCGGACGAGUACCAUGUCAUUGCGGUUGUGAUGGAAUUUCUGCACAGGGAGGUUUUCAAGAAGCCGUUUGGCUUCGUCUCCGAGAAUGAGAUGGACGUCUUGAGUGAUGCUUUUGGGCUGUUAGUCGAGCUCCGCAAAGAGAACUCCUACUGCGAAGACUGGAAAAAGGAGGCGUUUGCCGCAUUUGCCAGCAACCCCGACCGUAAAAACACGCAGGAGCAUAUCAAAACGGUGGCCAAAAAGUUGUGCCUCGUUCUUUCAGCAGUGUUCGACCUCCCCAACAGUGCGCAACCAACAAAAAAGACGAUGCGGGCAGAGGCACGCAAAUCUUUGCUAGAUUCGGUUCGCGACGACAUCGUCGCUCCGGCCGUAAAGCUCGCGAGCACUCUCGAGCUUGCCACCAGCGUUUACACCGUCCAGUGGCCAACGGGCGACCCAACGCGGGAGCUUGGGCCGCAUCACUGUUUCGACCUUGCAACCGGCACGAAAGCUGUAGCCCCAGAGGCCGCACCCACCAGCACCGCAGCCGGCGGAGCCUUACCCCCAAAGCUCAUGCUGCCGCCCCCAGUCCACUGCGAACAUGGGUACUUUUUUGAGGUGGCCCCCGCGCUCAUCGUCCGGUCCGUAUACUGGCCCGGGGGUCACACACAUGCGGAGGCGCGGACGCUGUGCGCGGCAACCGGCAAGGAGUAG
Messenger RNA from Gaeumannomyces tritici R3-111a-1, 1436 nucleotides. RefSeq lists its product as hypothetical. The coding region runs from base 102 to 1436 and encodes 444 amino acids. The record is from RefSeq and is a predicted model, not a curated record. NCBI's taxonomy places the organism in Eukaryota, Fungi, Ascomycota, Sordariomycetes, Magnaporthales, Magnaporthaceae. The transcript is spliced from 3 exons.